AUGAGUUCCAGAGAAGAGAAGAAAAGAAGACAAGACCAACUGAUCCAGAGAUUGACGGAGGGCAAAAGACGCAAAAACCUGGAAGAUAAUGGCCAAAUUACGGUAUCCCAGAAUGAUGAAAAUUUCGAAGUUUUGGCCGGAUCGGUAAGUUUUUAUAAGCAGAUCCUCUUGAUUUUAGGAUAUUAUGUGUUUUGAAACACGGGCUUUGAGAAUCCGUCAAAAUUUUGAAAAUCGGAACAUUAAUUCUCGAGAAAAUUUCGAUUUAAUUUUUUGCCCGGCGGGGAUUUUUUUGGAAAAAAUUCCUUUUUAAUGGUUCUAUGGUUUCAGAAUGUGCUUCAAAACGUCAACAAUAGAACACCUAACAGAAGAUGGCAAUCCCGGAUACAACGGCAUGGGUUUAGCCAGGAAGAUAACGAAGACAUCUCGGAUAUUGCACUAUCCCAGAAUGAUGAAAAUUUUGAAGUUUCGGCCGGAUCGGUAAGUUUUUAUAAGCAGAUCCUUUUGAUUUUAGGAUAUUAUGUGCUUUGAAACACGGGCUUUCAGAAUCCGUCAAAAUUUUGAAAAUCGGAACAUUAAUUCUGGAGAAACUUUCGAUUUAAUUUUGUGCCCGGUGGGGGUGUUUUUGGAAAAACUUGAUUUUUAAUGGUUCUGUGGUUUUAGAAUGUGCUUGGAAACAAACCCUAUCACGAAUACGUACUGCAGGUUACAAAAUCGACAGGAAGGGCAGCCCCCGCCAGAGCCCCAGGACAAAAAUUGGGAAAUUUACAAUAA
Molecule: messenger RNA, 771 nt
Organism: Bursaphelenchus xylophilus (pine wood nematode)
Lineage: Eukaryota; Metazoa; Nematoda; Chromadorea; Rhabditida; Aphelenchoididae
Source: the annotation of a GenBank genome assembly